Molecule: messenger RNA, 507 nt
Organism: Cydia strobilella
Lineage: Eukaryota; Metazoa; Arthropoda; Insecta; Lepidoptera; Tortricidae
Exons: 5
Coding region: 1-507 (168 amino acids)
Source: RefSeq, a predicted model, not a curated record
AUGCUUAGUCAGAAUUUCUUUGAAGUAAAUUUUGCGCAGCGCGUCACAGUACCGCAACGAAUUGGUGAUUCAAAAUGUAAAAUUACAAAUGAGAAUUUCCAGCGAAAAUGUCCUUACAAAGCUUGUAACAAGGCAGGUUGCCUAAUAAGUCUUACAAGUAUUGUUGGACUGGGGACACUUAUGGUGUGUGGGGUGAUGCUGCUCGUGGCGCUUAUUCUGGAUAUGCGCAGAAUCAUGUGGAUCCGCAUUUUGACCUCUACGGGUUUGGGCGGUUUUGUUGUGAUACUUUCAGUCCUUAAAAUGCAUUUCGCUCUUCUUGCCAGUGAACGAGAUCCUUCUGCAUCAACUUCCCAAACAAUUAUAUUGAGCGACGCGAGCAUGCUAGAGGUUUUUACUCUACUCGGAGCAGUUCUCCAUUUCUUUGGCGACAUUGCAGUAUUCACCUACUACAACCUGAGGUACCUGCAACCAACGUUGUUCUACACUGGACAAGUUGAACAUAUUUGA